Molecule: messenger RNA, 442 nt
Organism: Lagopus muta (rock ptarmigan)
Lineage: Eukaryota; Metazoa; Chordata; Aves; Galliformes; Phasianidae
Product: histone H2A-IV-like
Exons: 1
Coding region: 32-421 (129 amino acids)
Cellular component (GO): nucleosome
Molecular function (GO): protein heterodimerization activity; structural constituent of chromatin; DNA binding
Source: RefSeq, a predicted model, not a curated record
AGGGCGGUGGUUGGUGGUGCUGGUAGGAGCGAUGUCGGGCCGUGGGAAGCAGGGCGGGAAGGCGCGCGCCAAGGCUAAGUCGCGUUCAUCACGAGCCGGGCUGCAGUUCCCCGUGGGCCGCGUGCACCGGCUGCUGCGCAAGGGCAACUACGCGGAGCGGGUGGGCGCCGGCGCCCCGGUGUACCUGGCGGCCGUGCUGGAGUACCUGACGGCCGAGAUCCUGGAGCUGGCGGGCAACGCGGCCCGCGACAACAAGAAGACGCGCAUCAUCCCCCGCCACCUGCAGCUGGCCAUCCGCAACGACGAGGAGCUCAACAAGCUGCUGGGCAAGGUCACCAUCGCGCAGGGUGGGGUGCUGCCCAACAUCCAGGCUGUGCUGCUGCCCAAGAAGACUGACAGCCACAAGGCUAAGGGCAAGUAAAAGCUGAGGAGUGAUCCUAUC